Messenger RNA from Megalops cyprinoides (Indo-Pacific tarpon), 1798 nucleotides. RefSeq lists its product as uncharacterized. The transcript has 4 exons. NCBI's taxonomy places the organism in Eukaryota, Metazoa, Chordata, Actinopteri, Elopiformes, Megalopidae. The coding region runs from base 272 to 787 and encodes 171 amino acids. The record is from RefSeq and is a predicted model, not a curated record.
GUGGUGGUAAAGUGUCUGAUGUAGUCGUGUUAGAAGUCAAUUAGUCUGGAUAGUUGAUGUGGUUUAAUAUAGACGAUUUGCUGUUUUAACUAGUUAUAGCAUCAACUGCCAAGCUAUCUAUAUAUAGUGACAUUAAUGUAGCUAUCGUAAGCGAAGCAGCCGCUUACCUCAAUCUGAUAAUAGUCGGUUGUAUAAUUGGAUCUAGCUGCUGUCAUAGUAGCUGUGGGUAGUGCCGUGUUGCCGACUGCUCGCUCGCCACAUCGCCUUUGACAUGGAUCUUGCAAACGGGUUUUUAACGGACGUGAACGGCUCUCAUCUGAGCUGGGACAACACUGGAUUCACCGAUGCCUUACCUAAUAAACGGAAGCGGAGCUACGCAGGAAACGACGGUGCGAAUGGAAAUGGCUGUAUGUGUGAAGAAAAUGAAGGCCAAAAGAACUUUCAGGUGCAGGGAACCAUUAGAAAACAGAGGAGUUGUUUUGUGCCCAUCGAUGGAAACAGAGGGGUCUAUUACUCGGAAUGCUGGGAGCCCAACGGAAGCACACUUUACCUGCCGGUCAAUGGCAGCCUCCUUGCCAACAUGGACAAAUACGACCAGAUCAGCUUUGAGCAAGGGUUCUUCUGCAUUGGAGAGGAAUCUGGGGGCUUCCAGCAAAAAGCUCAAGGCCAAGCAAUACACUGUUGGCGAUAUAGUGAACAGGAGAAGAAGCUGUUCAUCGCGCUUUCCUACUUCUUCACCAGUUUCCAUGUGUUCCAGGAUGUUGUCAGUUCUCUUGGAGGGCUGUAGGGUACGCAGCAAAGCAGUCCAACCCUGAAACGGUCUCUCCUGUAUCACCAAAGUUGUGUAGCCUCACCUCCUCCUCCCAACAAGGGGCAUCUCAAAUCCCUUUGGAAUGUACCUUCUGUAGGAUAAGUCUGGGUUCGUAUACAGCAAAGCCAAUAAUCUACAUUUCCUAAUGUCUGAACUAUCACAUUAAGGCAAAAUAGCUUACAUGUAUCGUUAACUGUUUCCAGAUUUUUUUUUUCCCUUGUCAGGCUUUGUGAAGGAUUGGAAGGGGACAGGACCAACCGACUGUAUUUAUGAAGUCCUGUUAUUGUGAGGCUGUGUUACUGAUUAUGUGCAUAGUAUUCUUCCCAGUCAGCUCUGACAAUGAACAGGAACCAUUAGCCUGCCUCUCACAUCCCACACAACCUGUGGUCUUACUUAAUCACCAGUAUUAUCUUGACGGUCUCUUAAGUGUGCAUUAGGACUUCUUGUGGUUUAAGAUUUUAGUAGUAAUUCUACAAAAGGAAAAAGGUCACUGAGCUUAAAUGUACUCGGUCUUCCUCUACAAUGGCUAACCAUUGUUAUGGGUUUGCUGUGGCCGUCUGGCUUGUGAGCAAACAUUCCCAGUCACCUCUGGGGGGUGGUGUAGACUUCAGCAUUCUCCUCUCAGACACUUCCCGUCAACAGCAUAGGGUUGCAUACAGUACUAUGUGCCUACGAAGUAGUCACUGAUGAGUGUUGGUGUUGAAAGUGGUUACAAUGCAAAGGACACCAUUGUGCCUCAGGAAAACUGAAGGGUCCUUUGGAAUGGUGGAGACAGGAAAGUGGAUUUUUUUUAAGGUGGUAAGGCAACUUAAGCUGUCGUCCCCCCACUACUGGCAUGUAACAUGCUGUCUGCCAUGUGACAGAAAGAGGGUCAGAGAGUCACAAAGUGCACGGGGCAGAUGGCAACGGUCAGAAAAACAUUCCAGUCCUACUAAAAAAGUGCACCUUGUAUCACUGGUGGUGUUCUAGAAGAUGGUCUCAACAUUG